AUGCCGCGAGCCGUAGCAAGGCUGAAUCGCGUGUUUUCCCCGGGCUGUUCCCAUGGCCCACAAGUGGCUGACGAACCUACGCUCUUGACUUCGACGCGGGCUGCCGACUCUCACUAUGUCUGGCCACCACGAUCCCCCCGGCGCGCUAACUACGGAAGUGAUUAUGACUCGGACUACGGGUCUGCGCCGUCGGUCCCUGACACAAACGACAGCAUUCGCUCCUAUGCGCCGGACUCAGACAUCUAUUCCCCCGACACCUCGUUUGAUGCCGACACCUCGUUAGAUGAACAUGACCCCCGCGGUCAGAAUAUGCAGGUCAUCCGAGACCUGGAGGCCUAUGGUUCUGCCCAGAAGGUUGGCGUGGCCUCCGCUAACCGGGGGAUCCCAGACGAUUUUUGGGACCUCUUCAGGCGGGUCCUCCCAGAUGGUGAUGAGCAGGAGGUCAUGCGCGAGGCCUUCGUGGCGAUUUGGGAGCUACAGAAUCAGUGGGUGGCUAACAAUCGAGACGGGUUUUUGACGAAGUCCAUUACGGGGAUGGCGGAACAACAGUUCUGGCUGAUUCAAGAUGUUUUGGCGAGGAGCUGGCAGUGGGACUUGCACACCGGCAUACUGAAGCACUGGAUUUCUUUCAUCCGUUGCUUAACUCUUGAUUUCUGGCCGCAGGAACGCAGAGCGAUCGCUGUAGCGCCAACGUUCGAGGAGGAGUUCGCCUUUCCCAUCGCGUCCACUGUCAAGAGAUACAUGUCCGUCAGCGGGAUGGGCUGGUCCAAGGUCACGACGAGCGUUGCACCCCGGACAACAAUCAAGAACUCUGACGUGCAGUUUCGCAUCAAAUAUGGCGCGGUCAGGCUCGACGGACACGAGAGCAAACUCGGUAGGGAGGUCUUCCUUGUUAUGGUGGCUCAGAGCAGAACAGAGUUCUUGUACCAAGCAAAGAAGAUGGCCGCCGCCGUGCCGUCCCUCAAGAGGCUCCAGGGCUUCAUGAUCGUCCUUAUAGGAGAUCUAGGCGAGGGUCAUGACGGUCUUGAGUUCAUACCGGCCUCGAGCUUCGACCCCGGUACACGGAUCGAAUGCUGCAUGCUGUCGUACGAACGACAGGAGUUCGUCAUGUUCAAUCAUCGAGCUGCGAGUGCAGUGGGGUUCCAGGAUUGGGAGAACGAUCCCAAUUUCAUGCGGUGGCUGGAUCUCAUUCAGCCAGGAUCAGCUUCACCGAAGACGAUGCCUCCCGACGCAUUCCUCACAUUCAACGCUCGCAUGCAAUCUAUCCUCACCUGGCACUACCUCCAUCAACUGAAGCCGCAACAGUGGACGAAGCGUCCCCCUGUGCAGACUCGAUCGAAAGAUUGGGGAAACGUUGGCGCAGAUCUUAUGUCCAUGAUGCACGCGGCGUCGCAGCAGAUCGCCAGCGGACUUAGUGGCAUAGGAGGCAAGGCAUUUUUAGGCGGCGGUAUCGGACCGUACGGUGAGGUCGGUCUGUUCAGGCAGGAGAUGUACGACGGCGAAGAUUGA
This is a messenger RNA of Fomitopsis serialis, 1509 nucleotides long. RefSeq lists its product as uncharacterized. The transcript has 6 exons. The record is from RefSeq and is a predicted model, not a curated record. Bases 1 to 1509 code for a protein of 502 amino acids. Lineage: Eukaryota; Fungi; Basidiomycota; Agaricomycetes; Polyporales; Fomitopsidaceae.